GGGUUUUAGGGUUUUCGGGACAUGGGCUCCUAGUAAACAGCAAUAGAAGGGAAAGAUUUUGAUUUGUGAUAUCCCAGUUUCAUCAAAAUCUUUUUCUUUACAUUUUUGUUUUGCUUGAAAGAGCUUAUUUUAGCUUUUAUAUUUUCUAAACCUUUUUUUUUUAAAUUUCCCAACCCUUUGCUUACAACUUACAAGAACACACAAACAAUAACUACACCAGAAAAUAAAAAUAAAAAUAGCGUACCACCUCAAUAAAUGAGGCCAGCCUUUCUCUCUCUCAUUUUUCUUUGUGCUCUCAUUGGUAAGGGUGAUACUAGUGUAUCAGUUUUAGCCAGGCGCCGUUUCUCUCUCUCUCUCUCUCCAAAGUCCAAGUUUUCUCUCUCUAUGAUAAUGGCUACUCCACCAAUAUCUUCUUAAGCCCUGACCAGAAUUCUCACCCAUACCCACUGUCCCUUUCUCUUUUAAGAAAAGCAAAAUGUUUGUUCCUUCAAAUCUUCUACCCCACUGGCUUGACGUCCUGCUGUCUGAAAAGUUCUACAACGCUUGCAUAAUUCAUGAGGAGGCAAAGAAGAACGAGAAGAACAUCUACUGCUUGGACUGUUGCAUGAGUCUCUGCCCUCACUGCUUGAAUCCUCAUCGCCCUCACCGACUUUUGCAGAUAAGGAGGUAUGUUUACCACGACGUUGUAAGACUGGAUGAUGCUGCCAAGCUAAUUGACUGUUCUUCUGUUCAAUCGUACAUAAGCAACAGUGCAAAAGUGGUGUUUUUAAACCAAAGGCCACAAACAAGGAAUUGCAGAGGCUCCGGCAACAUCUGCAGCACCUGUGACAGGAGCCUGCAAGACCCAUAUCUCUUUUGCUCCCUCUACUGCAAGAUUGAUUACGUUCUAAGAACAGAAGGUGGCCUGUCCAAGUACCUUCUAGAGUGCAAAUUCAUGUCCUUACCCGAAUCCGGUUUAGACGACGGUCAGAUGACUCCUGACUCGGUUCUGGAACCGGCCGGUUCAACCCGAACCUCGUCCGGGUCAUGCGGGUUCGGUGAGGUGGGGUGUCUGGCCCUAGCCUGUACUGCUACGACCGAGAUUGUGAGGAAAAAGAGGAGUAGCAUGUCAACGUAUCGGACAGCUUGUCGGCCCGUUUUUUCACCAGUGUCCGAAAUUUCGGCCGGGUUGAUGAACCGGCGAAAGGGGACGCCACAUCGGGCUCCGCUGUAUUGAAUAUGUGCAUGGAUGGAUUUAGUGAUAAUAUUUUUAGUAAGUAAAAUUAAAUGCAGAGGGAUUUUAGGGGGUAUGAAUUUGUAAAAGUUGGUAAUUUUCAUACUUUUUGUCUUGGAGAGAAAGUCUUCCGCACGACCGUCACCAAUUUAAUUAUUAAGAUGACACUAAAAAUCGUAUUUAGUGGGAUCUAAUUAUUGUUAUGGUUCCAUUAAAUUAGGUGUCGUUUAUUUUGUUGUUGAAGAUUUUCCUCCACUUGUAAGAGGAUGAGAAUCGAUUAUUUUGUUGUUGAAGAUUUUCCUCCACUUGUAAGAGGAUGAGAAUCGAAAGCAUUUUACCUUUGUACUCGAGGUUUUAUGUAUCGAUCUCCUAAUAUCGCUUGUAUCAAAGAAAAAGAAAGAUUUUCUUGCGGAGAAAGAAAAAUAUGUACCAAUUUUGUAGAAUGGGCGUUUGCUCUGUGUGUGUCUCUCUCUGUUGUAUUGA
Messenger RNA from Prunus persica (peach), 1696 nucleotides. RefSeq lists its product as uncharacterized. Lineage: Eukaryota; Viridiplantae; Streptophyta; Magnoliopsida; Rosales; Rosaceae. The record is from RefSeq and is a predicted model, not a curated record. Bases 476 to 1216 code for a protein of 246 amino acids. The transcript is spliced from 5 exons. Gene Ontology annotation, molecular function: zinc ion binding.